AUGGCCGCCGUUCAACGCGCAACGAACAUCAAACUGUUCAUGGUCAUUCUUUCAUUAUUUGCAAUAUCGAAGGAGGAAUUCUAUCCACACUCUGCUGAUCAUCUGGAGUUUAAAAGGAGGAAAAUGCUACAAGAUUUAAAGGUAGGCCUUUGAAAAAAAGGCUAUGAAAUGAGGGAUUAAAAUUAAUACAAGGAAGUAGGAAAAUAAUGAUGAUUGUUAUUGUUAUAUCUAAACUUAGUAUAAAUGGCAGUUUGUGUGGUAGAAUAUAAUGUUUUGCUUUUAUUUGAAAAGGUAAAACAAUACUAACAGGAAAAAGGAUCAAUUAAACAUAAAAAUAAGGUUUUAUAUAAAAAAAAGACUAUUGUAAAGCCUCUUGUUGACUGUUAUCGAAUUAUUAAUUCAUUGAAGUUUAAAGUGAGAUGUCCAAUAAUUAGUAAAUUUCUUUUAUUUUCAGACAAAACAUAGCAAUGUCGGCGAUUUUCAGUGUAGCAAACGUGACAGCCAUCUUGUAGGCAAUGCAUCGCUGCUGGCUUGCAGUAUUGCGUGCUCUGCUUUCAGGCAAGUAAGGCCGUAAUUUUGAUGCUUGUUUCUUGGUAUAUUGUUCUUCAAAAACCAAAGGUCUCAGUUAACAGCAAUGGUUAUUGCGAUGACUAUUAUUGUCAAGGAGAAUGAAAAGUUUUCUUUAGUUAAGUUUGGAAUUAAUUGGCGUCUCCUGUUGGCCGCUAUAAUGAGUGAGGAAUUCUAAAACCUUUUUUUCUGAUAGCUUUUCUCAAUGGUAUUGUGUAAAGUAUAUUAGGAUGCUGGGAUAUGAACAUUGAUUCCAUAGGACAAAGUGGUCCGAACAUGAUUUGUAAAACCCACUGGCCCCAUUAAGUUCCAGACUUCCGCCACAUGAAAAUUAACCCACUAAUUUCCAAGAUCUAGAGUGACUAAUAUCAACUUUCUCCUAAAAAUAUCAAUAGAUUACCAUGAGAAAAGGUGACCACUUAAGGAAAAUACUUUGAUCUUUCGUCCAAUUCUCUUUCAAGAUCUUUAGACAUUUCAAGAAAUGUCUAAAGAUCGGUCCGGAGAAUUUGUAUGUGGAUAUUAGGGCUGAAAAGGUUAAUUGGUGUAGUUUUUUCUUCGCUCUUCCGUUGUGACACGACUGUGACAUUGAUCAAUGAUUAGUUCACAGCAAACCUAAAACGUUCUUGGAGGAAGAUGAAUGGGUUAAUUUAUUUAGUUAUUCCCACGGAGUUAACGCGCAUGUACACUCUCAUUAGACUUCUGCUAGCCACAACAAAUUAAGCAAAAGUGUGACUCCAGGCAAUUAGGUAACUGGAGUAACAGUCGUAAUAUAAUAUAUGAAAGCUUUGAACACCUGUCUCCAACCGAUUUACCGAAUAAACUAAAUUUCCAUUUUGGAUAUACGAUAACUUAUUCUUGUCUCGCUAUUCACACUUAAAAACCGGUUUCUUUUCAAGUUGCAUCGUGAACUUUAAAGGAUUUCGCCAAAAUUUGACUAAGAACUUCCAGCCCUCUUAUUAAUGCGGUAAAGGUCGAUCCAAGAUAAACUGUUAUUAACCAGAACAUAACAAUGAAGACCUGCCUUAAACAUUUUUUGUUAGAAUUAGGCUGGGUUCGUUUAAGUUCCUGUGUUGUUUUACUCGUGUCAUUAGUUUUGGCUUCUUGGUUUAUCGCAAACAGAGAAAUAGAAAACAGAUCACAGCAAAAAGCCGAAGCUGAAGGGACAGAGAAGAAAGAUUAUCCACAUGUGUUGACGAGGCUAGAACCCGUAGAGGUAAGACACAUAUAUUUUUGUUCAAGCAAAAACAAUAGUAAUUAUUAUGAUAUUCAGUGUGUCUUUAUAUCGCAGUUUAUUGAUCACUGCCAUAGUUUUCCUUAAGGCAUUUAUAUUGACAGAAAUAACCUUUCUAAACCAUUUACGACGUAUGAAUAAUAAAAAAUCCUUUUUGCUUUCAUUGUUAACACCAGAUGCAGAAAAGGGUAAUUUUAUGGAAAUUGUGUCCUUUCUCCUGACGUUCUCAGUUGUCACUUAACCUGAGAAACACCUUUAUCUGCUUUUCGCUUGUUACUUAAAUUGCCAGAAGCGCAAGCAUAUUGCGUACGAAUAAUCUUUUAUCUACAUGAACGAUACUUAAGAGUCAAUUAAAUGGCUUUUUUUUCGGCUUACUCUUUACUCAUGAUAAACUUUUUUCGUUUGGCCCGCCUUAAAUUCACGUCCUCGAUUUUUAAUACUACCAGGGCAGGGAAAUUACUGUAAAGUAUACUGAGUUAGUUUGUUAGGGAACCUUUUGGGUCGCCGCAAGUUCAGUCAUCUCGAGAUCUAGCGGGCCCAGUUGUUGAAGAGGUGGGUAGUGCUAUCCACAGGAUAAAUCUCUAUACAGUGGAUAGUGCAAUUGGUUUCCCUAAUACUUAUCCACUAGUUAGUGGUGCAUCCGGUGGAUUGCGCUACCCAACUUUUGAAAAACUGAUUGAGGCCUAGAGAAAGGAACACAAGAUCAUCUGAACUGCCUUCAAAUCUUUCUGACUAUAUCUUCUCAAAAACGUUAUUGGUGAUAGGUAUUUUCAUUUGCCUACAACGACAGCCGCGUUUUGUCACUGCCCACCCCCUUUUUGAUUUUUGCAUGAUUGAAUUCAGUCUUGCAUUGAAGGUUUAUACAGGAAGGAUUUCAAUUUUUGGACGAAUCAACAGAACGUUAGCAAUUUUCAUAAACUUAAAACACGCAGCCCAUUAAACAUGAUAAAAUACACACUUGCUCGAGUUUUUGCACUAAUUUUGGACAUAAUUUUUGCUUUAUGACACUAAUUUAGCAAUUCUCGUUUAUCCAGAACAAUUUAAUGACAGUUUUGAAAGGCGUUUGGCUAUUAACAAGAAAAGUGAAACGUGAAUGUCGCCUUUUUUACUGAUAAAAGCUUAAUAAAUGCUUGUAACUUACGAGUGGCAAAAAAGGCAAGAGAAAAUGGUUCAGGAGAAACUUAUACGAUUUUUCUUUUUAAUCUUACUUUCUUAUCAAAAAUAGCGAGAAAAGCCAGAAAGUUAUGAUUUUUUAAUUUCUGAUAUGAUCUAGGAUUUUACAACCUAUCUCCAGCUGUUUAAAUAUAUCUCGGUCACUUGUGAUGUUUGGUUGUGUUUCCUCGUUUUUAUUAAAAUAUGCGCACAUUAAACCUUUUCCCAUUUCAAAUCCGUCAAGAAGAAACUAGUUUGAUUUUAGCGUUGAAAUAUUUCAAUCUCAAAAAAUACAUCAACGUAAGCGAAAGCAAGUGCUAGAGGGUCCUACUAGAGGUUUCAAUUUUUACGCACAUUUUAUUUAACUCACGGGUUCUAUAGCACGCUAUAGAAUUUCAUCCCAAAAAUCGGAGUGUUAAGGACGUGGAAAAAGCAUUUAGGUGAAAGCCAUUAACAUGGUCUCUUUCCUGUGGCUUUGUUCAGCCUUAAGUGCCGCUAUUGCGCAUGAAGGAAAUUCAAGCUGUGCCUCGCGUUCUAAUCACAUGCAUAUCCUUUAAUACCGUGAUCUCACAGACUCAUUUUUUAAAAAAUAAAGCUUCGACUAAACAGCAGGUAUUUAGUUCUUACUAAUUCAAAGCCAUAAAUCUUGAGAAUUUGUCUCAACUUAGCAUUAUAAACGGAAAGCAUCUGACGACGUAUUUACAAUUGCUAUAUAGCUGGAAAUGUUUUCAUUUUUUUUAAGCGCGCGCUCUCAUUGGUUGGUUCGAGGUCACAUGACAUCUAACGUUGAAACUGUUUCCCGCCAAAAUCUCUGAACGGACAACAUUGCGAACUCUAUAACGUCAGAGGGUAACAGUGCACCGUUACCCGCGAAUGUUGACCGAUGACUGCAGUUACAGCGAGGUUUAAUGAAUUUCUAGCUCCGCUUGAGAUUCUCGGGAAACAAAAUUAACUGUUUCCCUCGGGAUCAGUCAUUAAGUGCUUAUUGUUUGCCCAAAUUUCCAACACCUUUUAAGAUUUAGAAGGCCAUGGAAAAGGAAGCACUUCGAGAACAUUACCUUAAGAGCUAAACAGCCUCUAAAGAUUCAAGUAUUCACAAAAAACAUAUUUUUCGGAGGAGGCGAUACUGUAAACAGCCAGCAUGUCACGAUCAAGGAAAAAAAAACGAUUUAACCCUGAGUUCCCGACAGGAUUCGAACCUUGGACUUCCUGAACACUUGGCAGGCGCUCUAUUCAUUUUUAUUUAUUUAUCACCAUAUUUUAUUAUUUUUUCUAUCUUUACAAGGUUGGAUAUGUGCGCGAGCUCUAUUUAGUUCCAGGAAAAGUUCACAAGAUGAAGACCUUAAGUUUAAGGCCAGCUCUCUUUGGUAAUCAAACUGUUUUGAACAUGAAUCUUUUAAGUAUAUUAGAGUUCCCGCCAUAUUUGAAGGUCAAGGUGUUUUUACCUUUUUAGCACAAAAAUCCAUCGCGUACAAUUAUCAAGCUUUCUCCUUAGUACAAUAUUUCACAAUACUACAAGAAGGUACUGUCAUGCCUUUUCAGGAAGCCAAUAGAGCAUUUCAUCUGAACCCUGUAUUAGCCAGUAAUACUGAAAUGAUUAUUGUUUCGAUUUAGCUAUCAUAAGUUGAUUUCGCCGAUUGAUAUCGCUAUGAAAGUAUAUCGUAUUUACAUUCAGAAGAUUAUUUUAUUUUGAUUCAGCUGAUCACAUUUAACCUGUCACAUUUUUUUUCUUUCUGUUAGAAAUUGAGGAUUUUCUUACGGAGCAGGAAUGCAAUGACAUUAUUUUCAUGGCACAGACACAAGGACUUGAGAGAUCAAAGACCCUAGGAGAACAAUCCCUGGACGAAAACGGAGACGGCAGUGAUAAUAGUUCUAAUCCAGAAUUGAGUCCGGCUGAAAUUUUUCAGGGAUUGGAUUCCGACAAUGAUGGAUCUCUUGAUGUGGGAGAGGUGAAUAAAAACCAUUUCUAGGGAGAAGGGAGGGGAGGGGUGGGGGUGGGGGUGGGUUCCAUAGAGACAAUAGAAAAUUUUUGAAGGCAAAUUCCACGUGUUACUGUUUUAGACCAUAGAAGUGGUCCUACACUGUUAUAACAAAGUUUACAACAGUGUUCUUUAUGAGCACUCCCUAACUAUUUAUAAUUACAUGUUAACCAUACCAAUAUAGACGGUUCCUUAAAGCGACAUACAUUUUUUCUUGUCAUCUAAUAACUCUUAGAUAAUUUUCGCUUGAUGUGUUUUGCUUUCUGUUAAAGGUCGCAAGAGGUGUUUUGGAUCUGGGACGAGUCAUAGUCAAUGUAGAUGAUGUUAAAAAGAUGUAAGCCAUGAUUUGUUGAUAGUGUUACGAUAGUCACGCACCAAGCACUUGCUUUCACCAGUCUUUGUAGUCAGGUUUUGAAACUUUACCCAAAUAAGGGGCAAAAUGUUAAUGUCGAAGUAUAGAUCACGACGAAGGGGUAUAUGAUGGCUACCAGUCAUUGUUACUUGAUUGUUGGUUUGUUGGUUUUGACGUUUUCCACUUAAAACAGAUUAUUUACGAAAAGCAAAACACCGAAAAUUCAGAAAGUCGUCAUGGAGUGCGAAAUUGCCGUUUCAGGCUACCGUGGGGGUUUAUCGCGAAUCAAAGACACUGGAAUUAUUCAAAUAUUUAUUUAAGUUAGUUUACGUAGUUUCAAAGAGAUGGAAAUUAACUAAAACUUUGUUAUUUUCUUGGAAUACGUAAUAAAAUAGUCAACAUCUUGGCACGUUUGUCCUUGAAAGUUGCCGUUUGAACAAAUAGCCAUGUCUCACUUGGUGUUCAUAGCUAAAACAGGUGUUUCAUCAUUGUUCUAUCAUUGUUUCAUCAUUGUUUUGUUUCAUUUUCUUAGGAUAUCCGAUCUCGAUAUGGAUCCCAAUAAGGACGGUAAGAUACACAGUAUGAAGAUUUUACCCAUAUCAUGUCUCUUGUCAAUUCUAUCCUGGAUGGAAAAAUCCAAAAGGAACAAUGGGGAGAGAAAUCCAGCGGACACAGCAGGGCUAAACAAAGCCAGUGCUGAUGUUAUAUACAAACCCUGUUCACCCUUAAAGGUUUCAAAUGAACCACAAUUAUUUGCCUUUUUGAUAUCUUGCAGGUAUUAUAAGCUACGAGGAGUUCGAAGAUUUAACCAAAAAGAAUAAGGAAAAAGAAUUAAGAGCCUAUUUGGAGAAAAUACAUGAAACAAAUUCAAAUAAACGCACAAGAGACAGUAGCACUACGUUCCUUGAUCCAUAUGAGCACCUUGAUUUUAAACCAUUCUUUGAGAGUCUGAGAGACAGGUACGAGAUUCCGAUUUGUUGCGAACUAUAUACCUUUUCUCACCAAAACGUCAAAGCGCCCACCACACAUCCAAAAGCACUUUUUGAUAAACUUUGUAAAAGAAAAAGUAGCCGAAACAGAAAAGAAAUCUUCUAUUUAGUUUGUCUCACGUUAACAUUUUUCAAUAUUCCAUCCACAGACGCAAAAGUUAAUCCAAACUUCUGCGCGCCGUAAUACUCAACAACAAAGGAAACUUCUUCUUAAUCUCUUUGCUGCAGCUAGUACCAUGCAAUUGUAUUAAUCCAUUGAAAAAAGCUAUUUUUACUAACACUACCUACAGGGUGAAUCUUGACCACAACCCUUGUCGUCCCACUAACUGUUUAAAUGCAAAGAUUUUAUGAAAAGGGGGUAAGGAACAUUUCAACUCAGAACGAAGCCGUAAAAAAAACAUGUAGAAAAACAUCUGCUUCCCUAUUCAUAAUACCAGAAGACUUUCGCAGCUUGUACUUGCCACAGCAAUUAUUCCUCAAUGUGUUCGUAUUUUAAUUGGAAUCCAUUCCUCUGCUUUAGAAUACACUUGGCGACCAACCUCCCUAAAGAUAUGAUUUGGAGCAGUGAAAAUUUGCAGGUUUGUCUAGGACACUCUACGCUGUUAUGGUCAGAGAACUGGCAUUUUAGUCUGUCCCCUAACAAAGGUAUACAAAAUGCUGGUGACUCUCUUCUUCCCUGCCUGACAAUCCCAAAGAACUCUCAACCUAAAGAAUAGUCACACCGCUUCCGCCUUAACUCCCAAGAGUAACUUUUGAAGUAUUUCAAUUUUAACGUAGUAAAGGCUAAGAUGCAAUCUGUAUCAUGAUAGUGUGCAGCUAAACUAGGUUUUGUUUGAAUCGUCACACCAUAGGAUUUCUUCUAGAGGCUUAAGAAUGAAAACCGUCCGAUACGUCCUCACAACUACCGAAAUUUAGUCGCGCCAGCGACUUAAUCUUAAUGAAGUGCCGAGGUAACGUGACUGACUUAACUGCAAAUAUAUAUAAAAAAAGACAUUUCCGGCUUACUUUACUUUGGUCCAGCGAAUGAAAAUGAUAACCUACCAGCGCGUGAUGUAUUAGACGUUUUGGCUACUUCAAUAUUCCAGGUUCUAUUUCAAUAUUUCAGGUCGUCAGGUAUCAGGAAAAGCAACAUUAUCAUUGUCAUUUUGACUCGGAAGAGGAAGUAGUGAUGAACACACCUUGUUGUCAUUACACUGAAAAUUUAUAUGAAGACGAUAACUUAGACUGCGUUCCAUGCAGGUAAAAAACUUUAUCUUUCAUAGUGCUGCUCAGCCUCAAUGUCAAUUGCAAUUUCUUAUUUUACAGACACUUAUUACCUUACAUGCUAGUUUUUUUUCCCAUAUAUUUUCUGCAUUAAAAAUAUAUUUUCUGCAGUAAACAUAUAUUUUCCUUUAGCAUUCAAAGACCAAGUUUUUAGGGAUUGCUAAUUAGGGGAGCAAGGGAUGGCGAAGUGGUGAAGGGCCUAGCCUACGGGCAAGAUCUCCAGAGGCCUCGCCUUCCAACUGUGUGGCUCGUAUUCACACCCCGGUAUCGACGCCAUGUCUGGGUUGCCGCCGGCGAGUUUGUGGUUGGUUCUCUCCUUUGCUCCGAGAGGUUUUUCUCCGGGUACUCCGAUUUUCCCCUCUCCUAAAAAUCCAACAUUUCCAAAUUCAAAUUCGACCAGGAAUCAGGUAGCCGAAGAACCACUAUGUGGAUGUGCUACCUCUAAAUUGUCAUUUAUUUGAUUUGAUUUGUUUUAUUUGGUCAUUAAAAAACUGACUGCAACGUUUAUUAUUAUUCCUUCAUAAUCAGGUACUUGACGCUCUUUUAUUAUCUUAAUGAGCCAAAACUGGGUGGUGAAACUGCUUUUCCUGUGGCGGACAACUUUACCUUUGCGGAAAAUGAGGUGAGGCCUAUUUUUACCGUUCUUUAUUUAUGAAUACCAUUCCCUCACAAAGCAUUUUCUAAUUACGUCACAUUGAAGUGACAUUCAUACUCCGCAGUAGAGCUAGUCCUUAUAUAUGCUGACGGCAAACUUGCUAAGUUUCACCACCGAGCCUUGUUUGCAGAAAUUUUUUUGAAUGGAAAUUUUUUUCAAUUUACCACUACUGGGAAUUAACUUUUGUGAAUUUCUCAAGUUAACAAUACAAAAUCGAGGAAUGGUGAUGAAAUUUGCUGUCCUGAUAGUUGAGCCUACAUUAAGCGGCAACCCUUCGGGGUACAGGGAGGGGCCACCCAAUACUUCGUCAUAAAUUAGUGGCGUAGUUGUAAUUAAAUUUCAGCCCUACUCGCCAUGGAGCCUCCAGUAGCUCAGUGGUUAGAGCGUCCGAACUAGACCUUGGAGGGUCGCGAGUUCGAUUCUCACCCGGAGCUGUCCCCGGAGGUCGGAAUUUUUUCUGAGCGUCCUGGUGUUAGAAAUCUCCUUCUUUCAAAUUGGUAUAACCUUUAGCUGAAACCUCGCUUUAUAUAGCGCUUGUUGGCCGCUUAAUAGAGGAGACAACAAUAGGUGAAUCCCUCGUCGCGAGGGCCGCGUGUGCUUGAUGGAGGGGGGCGCUUAAUGGAGGUUUUAUCUACGAUUCUUCCCUGCUAUUAUUUCCGGGCUUUGAUUAUUGGCCGCUUAAUAAAGGGUAGCUGAUUAAUAGGUGGCCGUUUAAUGGAGGUUCAGCUGUGGUUAGACUGAUUUAUGGUUCAGCCAGUCACCUAACCUGUCUGUCUGCCAAUCAAUCAACCAAUGCAAAUCAUGACAUUUAAAUCCUAUGUCCGUAUAUCCAAAAAGGAAAUCAUGACCGUGACGAUUGAUCGGAUAAAUAGUCCUUGGUACUAUGAUCGUUGACAUUUGACAAAAUUUUGCUUUGAAUAACCCUAACAAUGAUUUCUAAGAACCUAUAUUAAACGCCAAAAAGUGUUUAAUUAAUCGUGAGUGAAAACAAGUCGUCAAGCCUGCUAAGAAAGCUUUUUCUCAGCUCACCUUUCUAUGAUUUGAUACUCCGAGUGGCGAUGAAGCACGUGACUUUGAUAACUAAAACACCUGUUUCGUAGAUCAUGUAAUGACAAAAUUUUUUCUCACUAUUUUUAGUCCAACGUAGAUAGAGAAUUGCUCAUGUGUGACUUGGCCGACCACUGUUACGAUUCCAGUCUUUAUUACAAACCAAAACGUGGCACUGCGUUGCUGUGGUACAACCAUUUUGUUGACAAUGAGACCGGCUGGCUGGGACCUAUGGAUUUCAUGAGCUUUCAUGGCGGUUGUAACGUCAUUGAGGGAACGAAAUGGGCCGCAAACAAUUGGAUCAAUGCUGGGCCAUCACGCGAGCUAGAUGUAACACUUUGGGAGGAGACGCGAUUGAUGGAGGAAGAUUUUCAGGAAAGGAUGAAAAGAGAACCUUGGGAGGAACAAACUGGGCAAAAGUCAAGUGACGAGCAAAGUAAUUAUAAGGAAGAAAAACCUUUGGAAAAACAAAAUGGGCUUGAGUAAAUUAUAGAGUUUUCAAUUGAAAAGAAGCCUUCAGAAGAACAAACGAUUAACAAACAAAGCAAUUAAGAAACAGAUCAAAUACAAAACUGAUCAGUAUUGGAGAUUGGUCCCACUCAGCAGAAUCUAUGGCUUUACUUCGUCGGACUUUUCGUGUGUCCCGUGGCCGUCGUAUGGCUAUUAAUAGCUACUACAUAGUAUUUUCAUGUAAGGGAGAGCGGUUUUUUUUUUAAAGUAAAUUACAAAACCUAGGAUAAAUGGAAACUAACUGAGCAGUGGGGUUCCUUCUAUUAUACCAAAUUUUCGGAAAGUUUGGUUGAAACAGAGAUGGAAUGUUUCGGUCCAGGGCGGACGAGGUUCCGGAAAAGCGCCUCGCCUCCAAAGGUGGUCCUCUCUAAUCGAUCGAUCCGGUCCGACCGAAACUUGUCAUCCCGUUUCCAUAAAUUAUUGCUUCCAGUUCCUCUUUUUAAGAAGAAACCAAAAGCUCCGCUAAAUCGUAUACUAAUUGGAACGCUUCGGUCCAAUUAGAAGUUUCGUUCGAUCGAAAAACGUUGCUAUAUUUUUUCUUUGUAAGUUACUUAACUCAAUUUAUCUAGCAUGAGAAAAGAAACCGUUUGAAACCGUAUAUUGAUCUCAUUCUUUUCCAACUGCGGUAGCAGAGAUAAACUGGAACAUUAUGGAAAGAAAUAAAGCACCC
Molecule: messenger RNA, 10415 nt
Organism: Porites lobata
Lineage: Eukaryota; Metazoa; Cnidaria; Anthozoa; Scleractinia; Poritidae
Source: the annotation of a GenBank genome assembly